Molecule: messenger RNA, 1287 nt
Organism: Penicillium samsonianum
Lineage: Eukaryota; Fungi; Ascomycota; Eurotiomycetes; Eurotiales; Aspergillaceae
Product: putative GATA transcription factor (AreB)
Exons: 5
Coding region: 1-1287 (428 amino acids)
Biological process (GO): positive regulation of transcription by RNA polymerase II; negative regulation of transcription by RNA polymerase II
Molecular function (GO): zinc ion binding; RNA polymerase II cis-regulatory region sequence-specific DNA binding; DNA-binding transcription factor activity, RNA polymerase II-specific
Source: RefSeq, a predicted model, not a curated record
AUGAAGAGCCAGAACAGAGCUGGGCCGGAUUUCAAUCGACACCUACCUCUCCCCUCCACGGUGGCUUCCACCCUCUAUCGGGCGUCGCCCAUCGACCCGGCUCUCAAAUCUGGUUCUUCACAGGAGCGUGAGUUUCCUUACGACUUGUCCGCCGACAAUUCUUCCGCCCGUCACGCGUCCAACGGAUCCACACCGUUUUCUACGACACUACCGGAUAUCAAGAGCGUAACCAAAUUCGGCUCAGGCGAGAGCGACGGAUACCCAGGCUCUUCUGUUAGCACCUCGCUUCCUGGACUUGCAGCUCUGGCUUCGGUCGCUUCAGCACCAACCUCUAAUCUUCGUUCAUCCAGUGAUGCGAGUAUGAGUAUGGCAAAUAUGACCUACGCUACAUCAUCACCGGCAGCUACGACAGGAGGACAAGGGAGUGGACCUCCCGUUUGCCAAAAUUGCGGCACCUCUACCACUCCCCUGUGGCGUAGGGACGAAGUCGGUUCAGUCCUCUGCAAUGCUUGUGGACUCUUCUUGAAACUGCAUGGCCGACCUCGCCCGAUAAGCUUGAAAACAGAUGUGAUUAAAAGUCGCAAUCGCGUGAAGACCGGACAGGGCCCCAAGCGCAAGUCUGGCGGCCCUGUUGAUACCAAUGGCCUCCCGCCACGAUCUGAGGCGGGGACCCCUCCCCUCGGCUCGCAUGGAUACCGUCGCGCGUCGCGCAAGAUGUCUUCGGGUCAUUCGGAUCGCUCCAACUCCCCCGUUUCCCGGACCGAGACACCUGGUUUUGGAUCGAUGCACGCGCACAACUCGAAUAUCGCACCGCAGCACAUGUUCGACAGUGUUACCCUAGGCGACAGCAUGAACUCUUCCAGCGGCCUCCCCUCCCGGCAGAUGCGCCAACCCUCUCCCUCGGCAGUCGACCGCCAACUCGAUUCCCCCCACACAUUCGAAAGUCUCCUGGCCCUCAACACAUCCCUGAAGACACGCGUCAGUGAACUCGAGUUCGUCAACGAGCUCUUCCGCGGUCGCGUCACGGAACUCGAACAAAGUGACGCCAGCGCCCGUCGAUCGGAGAUGAUUGUACGAGACUCCGAGGUUCGUCUGAGACGGUCUCUCGAGGAUGCUCAGCGUCGCGAGGAGGAUCUAAAGCGUCGCGUUAGCGAUCUCGAGCGCCAGUUUGGUUCUAACAGCGCCGGUGACGCCGAGUCCGGCGAGCCGCUCGCAAAAAAGAUCCGGCUGUCGGAUGUUGUGGAAUCUGGCGAGGAUGUGCUGGUCAAAUCUCCCAAGAGCGUUUAG